This is a messenger RNA of Diprion similis, 4395 nucleotides long. RefSeq lists its product as uncharacterized. Gene Ontology annotation, molecular function: cysteine-type deubiquitinase activity. NCBI's taxonomy places the organism in Eukaryota, Metazoa, Arthropoda, Insecta, Hymenoptera, Diprionidae. Gene Ontology annotation, biological process: protein deubiquitination. The record is from RefSeq and is a predicted model, not a curated record. The transcript is spliced from 13 exons. The coding region runs from base 338 to 3526 and encodes 1062 amino acids.
GUUUCGGUUAAACUGUCUUCCGAUAAGGUCGCGUAUGUAUGUAAAUACGAAUUACGCUAUCGUUGCGAGAGGGCACUUUUGUUUGGCCAGGCUUCGACUCUAGAAUAACGCGUUCUGUAAUCCUCAACAUUCGUUAUUGAACGACGAGCGUGACUUGUAUUUGAUUUACGGAACUCUGUGCCCGCGGCAGGGACGAGCUUCAGCCUUCGUCUUGUAGUUCUCGGUUUUUCUUAAACGACUCACAACAUGACAACGUGUCUCAACUUCUAAGGACCCGGUUUUUGUUCAUAACUGAAUUGUAUUUUCGCCGCGCAAAGUCCAGACAAAGACGCUCCAUAUGAUAGCCUUUGGUGCGGUCCGAAUGGACACCCAGGUCGGCGACGCGGGAGCUGGAGGUAUUUUGGCGAUUCAAUCGCCCAGAGUAUCCGAAAUCCCGGAGGCCCCAGAGCCAACGGGACUCAGUCCUCUUGCUUCUUCUCUCGACCAUAAUCUUACUCUACAAGAGGAUUAUCUACCAUCCGCCAGCAAGAACAUGGGCAUAGAAAACACGUGGACGGAAGCUAAUGGCAUCACUAGUGAUUGUGUCAUUCCGAUGCCACCGCCACCGGGACUGGAGGAUUUUGUCGACGUUGGCGCUGACCCCAUCGGGGAUUCCAUGAUUGGCGUCGAGCAUGGCCCUUUUCUUCCACCUGGUGGGCCAACGCUCAACAAUCUCUUUACUGAGGCUGACGAUGAUCAGAAUGACUCUGCAAUUGAAGUAACAACGCCACCAGGCGUGUGUGGCCUUCGGAAUCUGGGUAACACCUGUUUUAUGGCUGCCGGACUGCAGUGUUUAACAGCUACUCCCCCAGUGCUGCGUCAUUUCCUUGACUCAGAGUUGAGCUGUGAUAAGUCUAUGGUGCAUCCACGAUCGUUGAUGGCUCACUUUGGAGCGCUUUUGGGAAAGAUGUGGUCCGGCAGGUACAGUGUCAUCAGGCCAGCAGAAUUUAAACAGACUCUUGGUACUUAUCACCCGCAAUUUAAGGACUACAGACAGCAUGACUGUCAGGAGUUUCUAGCUCUCCUAUUAGACUCUUUGCACGAGCAAAUGAACACUGCGAAGUUGACAAAAAAUCAUCAAAUAUCUGCUACUGCUACUACUCCUGAAUUAAAUGGCUCAGAUGAGCCUCUGCGAAAUUUGGCUCCUCCCGACACGACUCUCACUACCUCUGUCAGUGAUGCUAACUCCGUUGCUGCCGAACCUCGUGAAAUAUAUGACAACCUCCCUUCUCCUGAGUGUCCAAACAGCCCGAAUGUCACGAUGGCUGGCUCACCAAGAGAUUCAGAUUCACCGAUGGCUGAGACCGACAGUGCAGCAAAUUCGCCCAGAGGAUCAUUAUUAAAUGAUGAUGAGGAGACAUUGGAUUCAGAUGAAAUACUAGAAACGAAGUCUAGUUUUAUUCAUAAUAAAAUGCAAGAGGAUCCGGAUACGGAUACGGCAAUGACCGGAAAUGAUUUCCGACUAGACAAAUUAGACAAUGUAUUGACGAGCAACAAUGUCAGCUGCUAUCAUGGUUUAUACGAUAUUUUGAAGGACGCUAAGACUAGCAAUGCGAACUUCUUGGUCACAACACAAGAGAGCAACAACGAGAUUCAUUAUGACUCGCAGAAGUUUCCUAAAGAAAACAUCCGUAGAAAUGCUUUGGAGAAUUCAAAUUUAACCGAGAAUCAUGACUUUGACAAUAAAAGUGUCAGUAUCAAACGAAUAAAAGAAGUAAACGUCCAAGCUGGUAAUCGCAGUAUUGACUGUCUAUCUAGUGGAUCUGAUGCCGAGUGUGAUAGUGGUCUUGAAAAGUGUAAUGUCAAGAGAAUGAGGCUAGAUGAUCAGGAGAAGAAUCAUCGGAAAGAUGGACUAGGGGGUAGCGAGUCACAGUGUUCUAGAGUGCUACUUAACUGUGAGAAUGGAGCGAUUGCUACUCAAGGAGAGACAGAGGCUGAGGCCGAUAGACACUGGGCAAAACAUCUAAGAGAGAAUAGAAGUGUGAUUGUAGAUACGUUCCAAGGGCAAUUUAAGAGCACGGUCGUUUGUGCAGUCUGCAAACACAUCUCUGUCACCUAUGAGCCCUUCAUGUACCUUUCGGUGCCUCUUCCUCGAGCCAUGGAGAGGCAGCUGGCUGUGACGUACAUCCCAGCUAUCGGAGGUGCGCCCACACGAUGUGUUGUUUCACUGAACAAGCAGUCGAGAAUCGGCAAACUGAAAGAAGAAUUGCUGCGGACCCUGGGAAAGACGGAUGUUGCCACUACUAAUGUUGCAUUAGCAGAGGUCUUAGAAAAUCACAUAGCUAGGAUAUUGGAUGACAACUCUCUAUUAAAAUACGUAAAUGACACUAACCGGUCGAUAUAUGCGUUCGAAUUAUCUGAUCCUCCGAGCGCAUAUACAUCAGUGUCUGAUGGUGGUGGAGAUUGCGUGACCGAAACCGAACCGUGUCACGCAGGAAAUGGUGUAAGUGAAGAAAUCGGGCCGUGUACAAUAUGCUUGGAAGAACUUGAUGGGGAUCUAAAGAAGCAUGGUGGAAGUGGCUGUAAUUUUAUCAUGUGUGAUCUCUGCAUCGAGAACUACUUCAAGAACCAAACGGAUCCUCAAAUCUGCCCAGUUUGUGCAACGUUCGUGACGGCCUCCUCUUUUACUAAGAUUGAUCAAACUGGUCGCCCGAGGCCGGCUAUUCGUAACCUUAACGUUCCACUGGUCCUAAGGCGCGACAGUAACAAGGGAACCAACAAUCGGAAAGGCACCAAGCUCUACGGUUAUCCACACUUAGUUAAAUUACCUUCCAGGGUUAAUGCUAAGGAUUUGUACGACGUUGUCAAGAAGAUUGUGCCGCAAGAGGCACCCUACAGCGUACAUUUUGUUGACGGACAGGGUCACCAUUGUUCCCGUUGCAUGUACAAUGCGCAUUGUACGGGCUGUCGAGUGCCGGAUUCGGGAAUGGUAGCGUUGCAAAAUGGGGAUACACUUGCGGUACGAUACACAGAUACAGUGCCCAACAUCAUACAACCUGUCGAUCACAUCAGUGUCAGUAAACAGAGACCUCAUCGUCCUCUGUCCUUGUACGACUGCCUGCAAGCUUUUAGUCAAAGUGAGACAUUGGAUGAGCACAAUCCUUGGUUCUGUCCGAAAUGUGAGCACAAUCAGUGUGCCACAAAGACAUUAACCGUCCACCGAUACCCAAAGUUCCUGAUAGUGUACCUGAAACGCUUCGUGUUCUAUGAAUGUGUCAGCAUGAAGCUUGAUGAUAAGGUCACCUUCCCUCUAGUUGGUCUUGGCAUCGGAAGGCACCUCUAUGAUCUCUAUGCCUGCGUCUGUCACUUUGGAGGCGUAUCAGCUGGACAUUACACGGCGUAUGCUCGCAACCCUAGAACGGACACGUGGCAUUAUUACAACGACGAAGUAACGACGCGACAGAAGCCACAGGAGGAAGAUUUCAGCAACGCCUAUAUAUUGUUUUACAGUCGUCAAGGUACGAACGCUAAACCUUGUAACAUUUAACCACAGAGACGAUAAUUCGCGGUUUUCUUCAGUCCACUUAUAACGCCGCGGUGAGAUGUAAGCGAUUUCUUCUUCUAUUCAACGGCACGGCGGUACAUGUGUUUUUCAAGUAAACAUAUUUUAAGAUCAUCGUCGAAGUGUUGUUAGGUGUCGUACCAGCUGUAGUAUUACCCAACGAAUAUAUUAUAAUAGAAAUAUCGUUGAUUUAUCAUGAUGACGGCAUUAUUUCAGUAUCGCUAGGUACGUUUAUAUUGUAGUUCAAUUGAUAUUUCGCCUUCAAACUUCAGCACAUGAAAGACAGAGAGAAAACAAAUUAUGCUAUAAAUUAUAAUGGAUCACUGUUUUGUCACGAAAUCGUUCUAAUACCUGUUAUCCUUGAAAAUAAUAAACGAAACCGAAAUAAUCAAGGGGCGAGUGAUCUUGAUGGCAAAAACUACGUAACCACGGUGUAAGAUGCAUUUUGUUUUGUUGCUUUCGAAAUUGGAUCUACAAUAGUGGUGGUGGAUUAAGAAUAGGACGAGGAAGAAAAACGUAUUCUGCGUGGAAAUAAACACCAGUUUCGAUACCGUGGCAUAAAAGACACACGAACGUAAUUCUCAUGAAGUAUGUGAAAUUAUAUUAUAAAUACUAUAUUAAAUUUGUAUUAUAAUUGAAUAUAUAGACGCUUUAUUCGAUUAAACCUCGGAUUAAACUUAGAUAAACGUAAUUUAUUAGGAAAAUUUCUGUAAAGUUCGAUUGCCUAUUCGAGAAGCGUAUAUGAUCGGGACUUGAUAAAAACCGUCACAACCAGCUUUCACAGUAAAGUGCACUGAAAUAAAGUAGGGGAGGGGUGCAAUGAAUAAAUAAAUAAAUAACUCAUUUUUGUUAAA